AUGGGCCUCGAAGGCCUGGAGGACGGUCAAGUUGAGUGCGCGGUCGUCGACAGUGGCUUUCGCGUGGAGGUAGCGGACGUAGUCCAUGAGUGCCGAGGCUGGGCCGGAUCAGAUUACGGAGCAAACGGCAUAGUGUAG
Messenger RNA from Chondrus crispus (carragheen), 138 nucleotides. RefSeq lists its product as hypothetical. The record is from RefSeq and is a predicted model, not a curated record. Lineage: Eukaryota; Rhodophyta; Florideophyceae; Gigartinales; Gigartinaceae. The transcript has a single exon. Bases 1 to 138 code for a protein of 45 amino acids.